UGAUCUAAAUAAUUUCAGACCAACCAAUUUUUUUGAAUUAUGUUUCCAAAUUAUAAUGAUGGUUGUUGGAUUUUUUUUUUAAAUAGAUAGUUGAUACAGUAUUUCUAUAUACAAUAAAAGAAAUGACGCGUAAUAUAUCCAUUAUUCAUUAACAAUUUGACCAAAUUAUAAAUGCUACACAUAGUAUUGAUUGAAUGUAUUUUUCUUGUGUGUCAAAUACUACUUACAUUGAAAUAUGAAUAUUCCUAUUUAGCGAUGAUUUUUAGGUGUUAAUCUCUGACUAGCUUCUUUAUAUAUAUAAACGAGCUUCCCGAGGUCUCAUCAUCAAACAAUACACUUAACAAUGGAUUCUUCUCUGAAAACUCAGGAACCUCAAGUAGUGGAAACUUCUCCUUCUCCGGUAGCUCAGGAGCCUCCUCAAGUAGCUGACAAACCUGCGAUUGUUCCUUCUCCGAUAGCUCAAGAGCCAGACAACGAUGUUCCGGCGCCGGGAAACGAGUUUGCUGAGUUCGCCGCCGGUUGUUUCUGGGGAGUGGAGCUUGCUUUCCAGAGAAUCCCUGGCGUGACCGUGACUGAGGUCGGUUACACUCAUGGGAUCUCUCACAAUCCGUCUUAUGAAGAUGUCUGUACGAACACCACGAACCAUGCAGAAGUUGUCAGGGUUCAAUAUGAUCCUAAAGAAUGCACUUAUGAGACACUUCUUGAUUUGUUUUGGUCUAGACAUAAUCCUACCACCUUGAAUCGUCAGGGAGAACUUUUGGGAGCACAAUACCGAUCAGGUAUAUAUUUCUACACACCGGAGCAAGAGAAACUAGCACGCGAGUCUCUAGAGAAAGAGCAGAAAAAACUGGAGGAUAAGAUUGUGACUGAGAUCUUACCGGCAAAGAAAUUCUACAAAGCUGAAGAAUACCAUCAGCAGUACCUUGUCAAAGGUGGGAUGCAUGGAAACGCUCAAUCACCUGCAAAGAGCUGCAAGGACCCUAUCCGCUGCUAUGGCUAAUCAAAAGCCUUUGUUCCUCUUCUCCCAAAACAGAGGAUUCUCCCAGAGGACCUCUUUACCUGUUGCUUUGUUGGUUUGUGUGUGUGCGUGUGUUUAUAUGUACUUGUCAUCUCAUCAUACAUAAUAAAAGAUGUGGGAUCAUCUCACCUUUGUGAAAUUCUUUUCGUUACUCCAAAUUCAACUAAUAAAUAUUUGAAUAAGUCAUUAGUACUCC
This is a messenger RNA of Arabidopsis thaliana (thale cress), 1214 nucleotides long. RefSeq names its product peptidemethionine sulfoxide reductase 2 (gene PMSR2). Bases 344 to 1000 code for a protein of 218 amino acids. The transcript has 2 exons. Gene Ontology annotation, molecular function: peptide-methionine (S)-S-oxide reductase activity; L-methionine (S)-S-oxide reductase activity. Gene Ontology annotation, cellular component: cytosol. The record is from RefSeq and is marked reviewed. NCBI's taxonomy places the organism in Eukaryota, Viridiplantae, Streptophyta, Magnoliopsida, Brassicales, Brassicaceae.